Oldenlandia corymbosa var. corymbosa is the source of this 555-nucleotide messenger RNA. The record is from the annotation of a GenBank genome assembly. Lineage: Eukaryota; Viridiplantae; Streptophyta; Magnoliopsida; Gentianales; Rubiaceae.
AUGGCAGCACCAGCAGCAUCAGUCGACUAUCUCUCAGACGCUAAGAGUUCAAAUGAAGAUAAUGACUCCUAUGAUGAAUCUUUGGAGAUGGAUGCUGAAAGCCAAGGUGUAAUGCCUUCUUCAUUUUCUUUAAUCCCUAAAAGUCCUCCCUCAGAGGACAUGAUGCAUGAUCACCACCUUAUACUAGAAGUUUUUGCUCCUAUUGUACCUGAUGUUCCACGAGCUAGUUGUAUUUCGCCUCUCUCUGUGUUAGAUAACAAUUGGUCUGAUUCUGUAUUUACUGCAAAUGAUCUUAAUCUGUCUAGGGAAGGAAGUGUUCAAUCAGGUAUAAACAACAGGGGAUUCUGUAUGCACAUCUCCUCCUCUGAUGAAUCUGUUAGUCUAGACAAGAAGUAUAGGAAUAGCCUUAAGGUCAAAUGUAACAGGAUCAAGAAAGGAAGGAAGCAGAGAUUCUCUCAGGAUCUGCCAAAAUCAGUGUCAACAGAUGAUGACUCUGCAAUGCAGUCGGGUGACAAAGACAAUUGCUUUAUGAAGAUCAAAAGAGUUGUUCUCUGA